AACAACUGAGACACUUCUGCUCUGUGUCUGAUGCCCAUCAGAUAGUGUGUUUUUAAAAAGGAUUUGAUUCGUUACAGCGGGUUUAAGAGGAGCUUCAUCCAGGGCGAUGGAGGACAGAUGGAGUCAGAUGGAAAGACAUCAUCUGAUGAGCAGGAGAGAAGAAGGAACUUUUUAGUUUGAAGCAUGAACAAUUUAGGAGCGAAGAGGAAACCGAUCAUCAAAAGAAGGCAACAGGAACCAGGACAAGGCUGGGGCAUUUAGAGGAAAAGGAGAUCUGCUUCUCUGCUGGUUCGACCGGCUCCUAUUCCUGAAUGGAUCAUCCUCGACCCGACCACUGACCUUUGACCUCCAAGUGACUUUUUGGGGAACUGACGCAACCAAAACCUUGCCGCUUGUUAAGCAAAGAGCCUCUCGCCUAACAGGAGAAUGUUCUGGAAACUGGCCUUACCUGCCAUCCUGGCCUGCACACUCUGUGCAUCCAUGGAAAACAAGAGGCAGCGCCCAAGAGGCUCCAUCCCGUCCCCUUACAAGCUCAAAGGCAACGAGCUGUUGUCUUCGUCUUCCAUCACACUUUCAUCCCUGUCUCAGCAACCUCCAUCAAAGCGGCACAAAGGCAAACAGGAAGUGCUCCUGUCGAGUCGCGAGGCGCUGGUGGUGACUGAGCGGAAGUACCUGAAGAGUGACUGGUGUAAAACACAGCCGCUGAGGCAGACUGUUAGCCAGGAGGGAUGCGUGAGCCAAACCAUCAUCAACCACUUCUGCUACGGCCAGUGCAAUUCAUUUUACAUCCCGCGGCAUCUGGCCCCCGAGAAAGGACGCCAUGGUCGGAAACGGGCUCCGAAGCCCAACCACGGUGCUUCCUUCCAGUCCUGCGCUUUUUGCAAACCUCACCGGAUCUCCACAUUCACUGUACGGCUUCACUGUCCCAGGUUACAGCCACCGUACCGGCAUCUAAAGGUCCAGCGAAUUAAGGAAUGCAGGUGCAUGUCGGUUAGCGUCAAUGACUCUCACUGACCGAGAAGGAUAGUCGGAAAACAGUUCUCAAUACAACAAACUGAGCCUGUUUUUAUUGACAUCUACGUAGAUGGAUAUAAUUCAGACAAUUCAAUUUACUUUUUUAAUUCCUAGACAUGCUCUAUCUUGGAAACCAAAUUUUUUUUAUUAUAACACGUUGGUGAUGUGAACAACUCUUCUCAAAGGGAACAUGGUAUAAAGCCUAUGGACUCAUGAACUUUGGAGUAUGAAGUUCACAAGAAAUGAGAUGAGAUUUGACUCAAUGACGGUUUAAAUUAACAAUAUAAUUAUUUUGCAAUAAAUACUGGAAAUAUUGUGCUGCCAAACCUCCAUCUUGGAUCACUUUAUUCCAACAGAAGACUGGUCAAACCAAAUUCAUGUCAUGGCAAAGUCUGUACUUUGGUGACAUAAAACAAAAGAACAUUGUAAUAAACAUGCGGAUUUCAGGAUACGGGAUUCAUCCUGAUGGACAUGCUGCAGCUGUGAAACCAAAAAUAGUGGGAUGAGAUUCUGUUUAUUGUACCACUACCCGGCACCUUGGACUAAUUUUGGGGCCAACGUGUAUAUUGUACACCGAUAUGAUUGAUCAGACAGUUUUUUUUAAAUAUAAAAAUAAAAAAUGACAAUUGCUGGAAAAAUAGCAAUACUUGUACACAUAUACAUAUAUUGGAAUUUAUUACAGUUUUUUUUUAUUUACAAAAUACAGAUAUAUUCAAAAACUUUAUAUAAACACAUCUGUCAUUGUAUAUUGUACAGAAAACUGUAUGUUUCAGUAAAAACUAAUCUGAAAUUA
Molecule: messenger RNA, 1807 nt
Organism: Clarias gariepinus (North African catfish)
Lineage: Eukaryota; Metazoa; Chordata; Actinopteri; Siluriformes; Clariidae
Gene: grem2a
Product: gremlin 2, DAN family BMP antagonist a
Exons: 3
Coding region: 427-1014 (195 amino acids)
Biological process (GO): animal organ morphogenesis
Molecular function (GO): receptor ligand activity; BMP binding
Source: RefSeq, a predicted model, not a curated record